This is a messenger RNA of Capronia epimyces CBS 606.96, 993 nucleotides long. RefSeq lists its product as uncharacterized. The transcript has 2 exons. Gene Ontology annotation, cellular component: fungal-type vacuole; plasma membrane. Bases 1 to 993 code for a protein of 330 amino acids. The record is from RefSeq and is a predicted model, not a curated record. Lineage: Eukaryota; Fungi; Ascomycota; Eurotiomycetes; Chaetothyriales; Herpotrichiellaceae.
AUGACGACCGCCAACCCCAACCCCAGCAACAUAACAUACCUCCCUACCCAUCUCUGCACCGAAGUCACUCCGCAAUGUCCAGUCGAGCACUCCAUCUACGGCUACUACCCAUCGAUUGGGGGGAAUGCAUUCUUCGUCGGCUUUUUCUUCAUGGCUGCCGCCUUCCAGUUGUACGCGGGCAUUCGGUACAAGACGUGGACUUACCUGGUCGCCAUGUUCCUCGGCUGCGUCGACCAGGCGCUGGGCUACAUCGGCCGGGCCAUCCUGCACAACAACCCGUUCGACUCGGUGGGCUUCGAGAUCCAGAUCUGCUGCCUGAUCCUGGGGCCGGCCUUCAACUCGGCCGCCAUCUACCUCGUCCUGAAACAUAUCACGCUGUGCUUCGGCCCCGAAUACUCGCGCAUCCCACCGAGAUGGUACACGUACAUCUUCAUCACCGGCGACCUGAUCUCUCUCGUGAUCCAGGCCAUUGGAGGCGGCAUUGCUGCCACAUCGCUGUCCGAUGAAGCGCGACAAGCAGUGGGCGACCAUUUGAUGAUGGCCGGCAUUGCCUUUCAGGUCGUCACCUUGGCAUUCUUCGCCACAGCCGCCACCUGGUACAUUCGUCGCCGCAGGCAGGCCCCCGAGCCUUUGUCGUCCGAGGCGGCUGGUUUCCUACGCAGCCCCAAAUUCAGGGCAUUUGCCGUCGGCUUCGCCGCCGCCUUCACCGCCAUUCUCAUCCGAUGUGUCUACCGUAUUGUCGAAAUGGCUGGAGGAUGGGGCAACGAGAUCAUGCAGAAUGAAGCCUCCUUUAUCGCCUUGGACGGAUGCAUGGUGUCCUUCGCCACACUGAUACAAACAGUCCUACAUCCCGGCUGGUGCUUCCCUCGGCUCUCGAGCGCUUAUACUCCACCACCGAACCGGACGUCGACGUCCGGCAUGAGAUCCGCCCCUGGCGAAACAAUCGAGAUGUACAAAGAAGGGGAAUCUGGAUUUCCCGACGACCACGCUUGA